AUGUUGGAGGCUUUUGAAAUUCUCACAGCCUCGGGCGUGGUGCUCUGGUCCAAGUCAUACGCUCCGGUGGGCGCACAUGUCAUCAACAGCCUGAUCAACGAUGUCUUCAUCGAGGAGAAAGUCGUCCCGCAGAGUGCGACACCUGGAGUCUCGCCGGCAUACAAGAAGGAGAAAUACACAUUGAAAUGGAAGAGAGUCAAGGAGUUUGAUUUGAUCUUCGUGGCCGUUUACCAAUCGCUGCUUCAUCUUGGAUGGAUUGACAAACUUCUCGAGAAUAUUUCUACAAUCUUUAUCGAUCUCUAUAAGGAUCAGGUGAAGGGAAGCCGCGCGAGAAUCCAAACCUAUCGGUUCGAUCAAUACUUUGAGCAACAAGUGCGGGAACUUGAGGACAACACUGGUGGCUUUGUGGAGGGAUAUGAGCCAGAGACGGGCGAUAAGAAAGAUCCGCUUGUUUCAUCAGACAAUGGAGGACCACCCCCGCCACCGGUACCUGGCUUGGCUAAAGCGCAGCCUAGAGCUGCGCUAGCCGGGGCGACCUCUGACGAGGGUACGCCACCAACUACACCAGAAAUUUCUAGAUCUUCGACCCCCCAGGGCCAUCUUCUUACCGCGAAAGCCGGACCAGGAGGUCGUGCUUCCAGACGUGCGCGCAAGGCUGCUAAUUCAAGCGCCAACGCAUCGUCUGGUGAUGAGGCUCGGAAGGGGAAACCAGCCAAAACCCCUGUGAAGAAAAUGCGCAGAUGGGAUGAUAGUGGAAUGGCGGUCGAUGGUGAUGAAGAGAUCCUUGAUUACUCUGCCCCCGCCGAGGAGGGAGAGGCCGCUGCACCAGCAGUCGAGGGUGUCUCUGAGGAUGAUUGGGGUCGCCGAACUGGCAAGGGUCAAUUCGUGUUGAAGGAGUUGGGCGAGGAAGUCCAGUCCAUUUUGGAUCAAGCCGAUGCAGAAAAGUCCAAGAGCACUGCUUCGUCUGGUGUUGUUGGUUCCGGAUUUAAUGCAAUCGGUGGUUUCUUCCGCAACAUUGUUGGAGGAAAGGUUCUGACGGAUUCGGACCUCGAGAAGCCGCUCAAGGCGAUGGAAGAACACCUUUUGAAGAAGAACGUGGCGCGUGAAGCCGCCGUUCGUCUCUGCGAUGGAGUCAAGCGGGAGAUGGUUGGCAAGAAGACUGGAAACUUCCAGAGUAUCGAUGCCGCCUUACGUGUGGCCAUGGAAUCUUCGCUGCGGAAGAUCCUCACGCCGACUUCUUCCUUGGAUCUGUUGCGCGAGAUCAACGCUGUAGUUGCCCCCGCUACCAAGCAGCAGGCGCCUCGCCCGUAUGUCAUGUCUAUUGUUGGUGUCAACGGCGUUGGCAAGUCGACCAAUCUGAGCAAGAUCUGCUACUUCUUGCUGCAGAACAAGUACCGCGUACUUAUCGCAGCCUGCGAUACUUUCCGUUCUGGUGCCGUGGAGCAGCUCCGCGUGCACGCUGACCGUUUGAAGGAAUUGAGCGUCCGCGAGAAUGCAGGCGACGUGGAGAUUUACCAGAAGGGCUAUGGCAAGGACGCUGCCAAUGUCGCCAAGGAUGCAGUUGAUUACGCUGCGGCCAACAAGUUUGAUGUCGUCCUGAUUGAUACUGCCGGCCGCCGGCAUAAUGAUCAGCGGCUGAUGUCCUCGCUCGAGAAGUUUGCCAAGUUUGCCAACCCAGACAAGAUCUUUAUGGUUGGUGAGGCUCUGGUCGGCACAGACAGUGUCAUGCAGGCCCGCAACUUCAACCAGGCCUUUGGCACUGGCAGGAACCUGGAUGGUUUCAUCAUCAGUAAAUGUGAUACCGUCGGCGACAUGGUGGGAACCUUGGUCAGCAUGGUCCACGCUACCGGUAUUCCCAUCGUUUUCUUGGGUGUUGGACAGCAUUAUGGAGAUUUGCGAGGACUUAGUGUUCCCUGGGCUGUCAGUCUACUGAUGAAGUAA
This is a messenger RNA of Penicillium paradoxum, 1941 nucleotides long. RefSeq names its product signal recognition particle receptor subunit alpha. Gene Ontology annotation, biological process: SRP-dependent cotranslational protein targeting to membrane. The record is from RefSeq and is a predicted model, not a curated record. Bases 1 to 1941 code for a protein of 646 amino acids. Gene Ontology annotation, cellular component: endoplasmic reticulum membrane; signal recognition particle receptor complex. Gene Ontology annotation, molecular function: GTPase activity; signal recognition particle binding; ATP hydrolysis activity. The transcript is spliced from 3 exons. NCBI's taxonomy places the organism in Eukaryota, Fungi, Ascomycota, Eurotiomycetes, Eurotiales, Aspergillaceae.